Molecule: messenger RNA, 2390 nt
Organism: Xyrichtys novacula (pearly razorfish)
Lineage: Eukaryota; Metazoa; Chordata; Actinopteri; Labriformes; Labridae
Source: the annotation of a GenBank genome assembly
AAAACUGUCUCCAGUUAAGCCUUCCACUUUAAAUAUAUGCUAUACAACACAGUUUUUUAGCUGUAGUUACUGAAAUAAAGCUCAACCUUCAGUUCAGAACUGCAGGUCUACAAAAAUAGUCCGUUGGAACAACUGGCCACAUAUUCAGUCAGAGUCAAGUCCACUGUAAGUUUAUCUACUGACGUAUUUUUCACUGAAAAUGGGUUUGCGAGGCAUUGGUUUUCUCCUGCAGUGUUACCUGAUGUUGGCAGCAGCCAUGUAUUUUGAUCUCGGAGAACAGGAGGAAAAAUGCAUCAUUGAGGAGAUUCCUGAAGACACAUUGGUUACUGGUGAGUCCUAAAGAGAGAAUAGAUUUCUCCUGAGUGUAGUUUAUGACCUCAACAGUGGUAAUGGAUUAACAUUGUGAAUUACACCUGAUUGUUGAGUCACACAGAAAUGUUAAAUGUAUUUUCAUGGUGGCGCCUCUUGUGUCUGUAUGAGCAGAAUUCAUUUGUGAAUAUCAAACUACCAAAGUUGCAUCAUUCUGAAAAGAAAUCUGUUUUGUAUUUUAACACCAAAGACAAAUUAAAACUGAAAAGAGCAGUCUAUUCAGAGCAUGUUUAAGAACAGUGUUUUAUUCAGUAACUCUUCAUCAGAGAAUUAUGAGUGUUUGUGGACUGAGGUGCUACUUGUAACUUGUCAAGAAAUAUAUGUAUUAAAUGAUAGAUUAUGUAAAAAGACUAACUGGAAAGAAUUUUUAUUUACAUCCUUAGAAAAGCUUCCCAAUUUAAUCCUCAUUGCACUGACCUCUACACUAUUGUAUGUGAGUUUGUGUGUGACUGUUCUCACUUGAAAUUGUCAUACCUUUAGGUUAUUUCUUGCUGGAGCCUUGGGAUAAAAGAACGGUUACCUCCUCCCCUCACCUCGGCGUCACUGCAACAGUUCGAGACCCCAACCAUGAGGUACUGCACUCACAGGAGAGUUCAUUCACAAAAUGACAGAGACAUACAAAUGUGUUGGUUGGCCUCUAUAUUCAAAACAAACAAAAACAAGAAUGAAUCCCUCCAACAAAGUGUUAUUAAAGAUUGACCCUGCUUGUGUCUGUCUUCUCGUUUAAAAAAAAUAUGUUGUAACACACCUCCAACUCUUCUUUUUAUACCAACUGAUCAGCGCCCUGUGUUGGCCUCAAGUUGUCUUGCCAUGUUUUUCCCACCUUCUAGGUUCUGAUGAAAAAACGCUUCGGCAAAUUUGGGAAACUCACAUUCACAGCUCAUGCCUCUGGUCUGCACUAUCUCUGCUUCCAAACCAACUCGACUCGAUUCUCCGUUUUCGCUGGAGAGAAGCUGGUGAGACCUAAAUAGACACAAAUAAAUCAGUUUCAAACAGGGGAGGAUAUGCAGACACAUAUUAAGUACUGCACUAUUACAAUAUUUCAUUGCAAACUGAAUAAAGAAAAUAAAUUUAGAUUUGUCACAGAUUAUUCUAAAAAUGUUCACCAUUUUUUUUUCUAUCUACUACACAGAAGCUACACUUGGAUGUACAGAUGGGAGAGCACACUAUUGGCCAUGAAAAUACCAAAGACAACAUGGCCCUUUUGGAGAAUAGCCUCAGACACCUCAUAGAUCAGAUGACGUACAUCAGCAAGCAGCAGGAGUAUCAAAGGGUAAAUAAUCACACAAGAUGGUGCAUUUAAUAGUAGUUUUGAUCAUUGUUGCAAAUCUUCCACCAUACUAUACAUUUCCUCCUUAUUACCAGGAAAAAGAGGAAGUCUUCCGUCAGAUCAGCGAGGAGACCAACAGCAAAGUGCUAUGGUGGGCUGUAGUACAAACUUCUAUUCUGCUGUCGGUUGGUUUCUGGCAGAUGAAACGACUGAAAGACUUCUUCAUUGCCAAGAAGUUGGUCUAAUGAUGACCAUUUCUGUCCCAUGAAUGUACAUAACAGUCAGCAACAGUCUUGCAGAAUAAAAGCUCUCUUCCCUUAUUGUCAAACAUCUGGUGACAGGCUUAAAUAUACAAGUUUUACACUUACAUUAGAUUGCUGGGUGUUUAUGUUAUGGCUGGUAGACAAAUAAAAACGUUAUGAGGCAUAUAUGAUGGCAUAAGAAAAACCACAAGGGUAUGGUACAUCUUUUAAAUAGGAUAUAACAGGAAAGUUGUCAAAUCUGCAAUCUUUCUUUCUUUCUUUUCACCUUUUGUAUCAAAUCCAUAUAUUUUCCUUUCUUUUUCAACUCUGACAACAAAGUUACAUGGGGCUUGAAAAUGCCAUGAUGUGCUUAGAUGUUAUCACUACACUGAUAUAGUGCAUACUUGUGUUUAUAUGCAGCUUUCUGUCCAGAGGUACAGCCUUUAUAAUGACUUACGUUUUCACAGUGCAAAAUGAGCCUUCAACUGCAAUAAAAGGUCAAAAAGGUA